AUGGCAUCUCCAAAUAACAAAAACACCAUCACCAUCACCCACAUCACAGCCGCAACAACAAUCCUCAACAUAAACGGCAUAAAUUUCCUCACAGACCCAGUAUUCUGCCCCGCAUCAACCUACGACGGCUCACAUGUCUUCCAAAAGAUGCCCGAAGCCAUAACAUCGCAAAUGGGAGGCCAGAUACCUCCUCCACCUCAUCUCAUCUCCUUAGAAGGCCCAGCAUUACAACUUCAAGAUCUACCACCCAUUGACGCCAUCCUUCUAAGCCACGAAGAUCACGCAGAUAAUCUCGACCCAGAAGGUCGCAAACUGCUCGAUGGCCGUAGAGUCUUCACCACCAGUGACGGAGCUAAGAAUCUAGCUCCUAGACCUGGUGUCGUAGCUUUGAAACCCUGGGAGACAAUCGAAGCAGUUAUCGGAGGCACGACAUUCAAAAUGACAGGAACACCCUGUCAACACAUCCCCGGCGGGGAAGUCACAGGUUUCGUGCUCGAAACAGAAUCAUUCGGCGUCAAUUCUUCGGGCCUUCCGAAUGCGAUUUGGAUUUCGGGCGAUACUGUGUAUCUCGACGAACUAGUUGAGAUUGGGAAGAAAUGGCAUAUCCAAGUUGCUCAAGUGCAUUUGGGGAAGGCUGUUGUGCCUAUGCCGUCUGGGCCCGUGCAGAUGAGUAUGGAUGGGAGGUCGGCGAUUGAUUUGGUAGAGAAGAUUGGGGCGGAUGUGAUGGUGCCGGUGCAUUUUGAAAGUUGGGAGCAUUUUACGGAGGGUGGGGAGGAUUUAGCGGCAAUCGUAAAGGAGAGAGAAUUUGGAGAUAGAGUGCGAUGGUUGACUCCUGGUGUUGCGAAGGUUGUUGCUGAAUUCUAG
Messenger RNA from Glarea lozoyensis ATCC 20868, 864 nucleotides. RefSeq names its product Metallo-hydrolase/oxidoreductase. The transcript has a single exon. Bases 1 to 864 code for a protein of 287 amino acids. Lineage: Eukaryota; Fungi; Ascomycota; Leotiomycetes; Helotiales; Helotiaceae. The record is from RefSeq and is a predicted model, not a curated record.